GCGCAGCGGCGCGAGAAGGAGCGGCUGAUAGAGCGCCUCCGGGACCAGGAGGAGAGUGUCCGCACCCUCGAGGCGGCGGCUGGGGACGACCCCGAGCUGCGCCGGCAGGCGGACAUACAGCGGGCCGCCUUCGAGCUGGAGAGGCUGCGCAGCAACGUGGAGCCGUGGUCCGCUGGGCCCUCAGCCGCGGCCGCGACGCCAGCGGCGGCGGAGGCCGGCAUCCCGAGGCCCGCUGCAUUCCAGCCGCCCAGCGCGCCGGCCCCAGCGGCGGAGGGCGGCGACGGCAG
Prorocentrum cordatum is the source of this 287-nucleotide messenger RNA. NCBI's taxonomy places the organism in Eukaryota, Dinophyceae, Prorocentrales, Prorocentraceae. The record is from the annotation of a GenBank genome assembly.